Ascochyta rabiei is the source of this 1113-nucleotide messenger RNA. RefSeq lists its product as uncharacterized. The record is from RefSeq and is a predicted model, not a curated record. Lineage: Eukaryota; Fungi; Ascomycota; Dothideomycetes; Pleosporales; Didymellaceae. The transcript has a single exon. Bases 1 to 1113 code for a protein of 370 amino acids.
AUGACUGCGCCUCCAAGCUUCCCAUGGCAUCCGAUCCCGUCCGGAGGGGCAACAUGCAAAGUACACCUCAUACAGGCCGGCGGGCUCACCAUACCACAAGACAUGGCGUUACUGCCGGGUCCAGACAAGCCAAACGGCUCUGUAAACGAGGACAAGGAAGACAACAAGCCUAAGAAGUUCUACGCCCCUGAUUACGUCUUCCUGAUCGAGCAGACGGCGACAGGAGAGAAUUACUUCUUCGACCUAGGCAUUCGCAAGGAUCUGGAGAAUCUCCCACCUACGAUUGUCAAGAAUGUGCUGCCGCAAUUUGACUGCGAACCAAAAUCACCAGCGGAGAUCCUGAAAGAGCACGGGACGGCCGAGCAACAGCCAGAGAAGGUCAAGGCCGUCAUCUUCUCGCAUAUGCACUUUGAUCACGUUGGCGACGGGGCGAAGGCUGGUUUUGAGAACGCAGAGCUGUGGGUUGGACCCACGUGCUGUACCUAUGCGAGGCCGGGAUAUCCGGUCGAGGAGAAGGCGCCAACGUUGAGCGAAACCCUGCCCACAGAUGGGAGCAGGAAGAUCGUGGAGGCGUUCGUGCCGGACGAGCUUUUGAAGAAAGCAGGAGACAAGAGAGCUGGCAAGAUCAUGGAUGGGCUGCAGAAGGGCUUGUACAACGCGGUUGCCCUGAAGAAAGCAGAGUGGUUUGGUCUUGGGUCGUUCGACCGUGCAUUUGACGUCUUUGGUGACGGCUCAGCCUACCUCAUCGAUGCACCCGGCCACUCCGCAGGGCACCAGAUGAUGCUGCUCCGGACGACAAGUGGCCCCUCCGGCGACACGUUCGUUCUUCUUGCUGGUGACUGCUUCCACCACCCUACGCUCUUGAGGGAGCCAAGAAGAACUGCGCGUCCGCCUUGCUCGAAAGGUGGGAUGCACACCGAUCCUGACACAGCUCUCGAUACCAUCUACCGCACGAGGGAGUUUGCGGAGAAAGACAACAUUUGGGUUGUUGCAGCCCAUGAUUUUAGUGUUGGCGAAAGCAUCGAGCCAGGCGUGAAGGAGAUCGAAGGACUAGUUGCGCUCAAUGACUGGCGGGAGAAGAAGUGGAAGAAGCCGUUAGACGAGACGUCAUAG